AUGCUCGCGGGGCUCGCAGCGCGGCAGUCCUCGAGAGGAGUCGCCGCCGCGCGCUCUGCCGUCGCCCGCUGGACUGCCGUGGCAGCAACGCCUCUCCCAUCCGCACACGCGCCACCCGCCUCGCCAAUCCUCCCUCCUCCCGCACCUCCCUCCCUCUCCACUCCCGCCUCCACCACCCCCCAUUCCUCCCCCCCUAUCUCCUCCUCCUCUCUCCACUCCUCCCUCUUCACUCAAACAAUCCCCUUCGCCAUCCGCCCCCUCAUCCCCGCGCCUCUCCCCACCUCCUCCUCCCCCAGCCUCCCCUCACCACCCGCCCUCCCGUUCACCCCCACGCGCACCUUCGUGCAGCUGCGCACAAACCUCCAAGUAGCCGACAACUCAGGCGCCCGCCGCGUGCAAUGCAUCAAAGUCCUGCGCGGCCGCGCGCCCAACGCGGCAGGCCUGGGCGACAUCAUCAUUGCAUCCGUGAAGGACGCGGAGCCGCGGGGGAAGGUGCGCAAGGGGGACGUGGUGACGUGUGUGGUGGUGCGCGCCGCCACACACCACAAGCGCAGGGACGGCAGUGAGGUGCGGUUUGACGGGCCGGCCGCGGUGGUGAUCAGCAAGGCGGGGGAGCCGGUGGGGACGCGCGUGUUUGGGCCCGUGCCGCAUGAGCUGCGGGCGAGGAAGAUGCUGAAGCUGCUCACCCUCGCACAGCACGUCAUAUAA
Molecule: messenger RNA, 708 nt
Organism: Closterium sp. Yama58-4
Lineage: Eukaryota; Viridiplantae; Streptophyta; Zygnematophyceae; Desmidiales; Closteriaceae
Source: the annotation of a GenBank genome assembly